Molecule: messenger RNA, 254 nt
Organism: Paraglomus brasilianum
Lineage: Eukaryota; Fungi; Glomeromycota; Glomeromycetes; Paraglomerales; Paraglomeraceae
Source: the annotation of a GenBank genome assembly
GAUAUUUUGAAGGCAUCAUGAAUGCCUUAUUGACAACGAGCGAUAGGUCAAGUAAUGAAUCUAAUUCACGAACUUCAGCAUACGAGUGCAUUUCCAGUUUCGUUGCUGGUGCGGCAUUGGAUUGCUUCCCAUCAAUUCAUAAACUCACCGUGACCAUCUUGGAGAGGCUUGAACUUAGCAUCCAACAACAGAAUCAAGUCGUCGGUAACGAUGAUCGUCUAGCACUAGCAGAAUUUCAGUCAAAUAUUUGCAGU